Exophiala bonariae is the source of this 1035-nucleotide messenger RNA. RefSeq lists its product as uncharacterized. The coding region runs from base 1 to 1035 and encodes 344 amino acids. The record is from RefSeq and is a predicted model, not a curated record. Lineage: Eukaryota; Fungi; Ascomycota; Eurotiomycetes; Chaetothyriales; Herpotrichiellaceae. The transcript has 3 exons. Gene Ontology annotation, cellular component: Golgi membrane. Gene Ontology annotation, molecular function: glycosyltransferase activity. Gene Ontology annotation, biological process: protein N-linked glycosylation.
AUGAUCUGGCGGGCGAAUUUGAGGAUAAUCAGUAUUCUUACCACCGUCCUUUGCAUCGGCACGGUGGUUACUGACUGGAUUGGCAUAUUUCAUCAUAAAUCACAGAAUGGGAUUUCCGCCAAGGUUGGCGACAACAGCGUACACCGAUCAUCAUCAAUUGGAAAAUUAUCGAUGCUAUAUGGCGAGACCAAUGCGCUAUAUGAGCGGGCAUUGGCUGCCCACUUACCACAUAACCAAAAGUUCGGUUAUAGCAUGUAUGUUCUGAGGGAAAAGACAUUACCUGGAUACUGGUCGAAACCCGCAUUUUUCUUGGAGCAACUCCUUGCCGAGUUGGCGUUGCCAGAAGAUAAACGACUCAAGUGGCUCGUUUGGUUUGAUGGUGACACUGUCUUGAUGAAUCCAAAAAUACCACUCGAGAUAUUUCUCCCUCCGAACAACACCUGGGAUCAUAUCCAUGCGUUGGUGACGAAUGACCACCGAGGCUUGAACAACGGGGUUUUCUUCCUUCGAGUACACGAAUGGUCUGUUUGGCUUAUGACGGCAUGCCUCGGCACUGAAAUCUUUGAUCCAACUGUUGAGCUGGAAUUUGGUGAUCAAUCUGCCAUGGGGAUGUGGGUAAAGAAGGAUAGAUUUCGUGACAAUAUUAUCCACGUUCCACAAAGGUGGUUUAACGCGUAUGCGGGCAACCGUGGAGAUACGGAUGGGCUCUUCGCCGAUCCGCUGGAACCGCAGUCCAAGGUGAAACUGAAUUCGAUUAAAGAGGGCGAUCUACUGGUGCACCAUGCUGGACACAAAUCAUUGCGAGCACAACGAAUGAAUCCAUGGAUGGAUGUCGCCGAGCAGCAUCUUCCGCAAUGGGAGCUCGAUUUGAAUGAGACAACAUACGUACAGGAAAUCGAAGAAUUCUGGGGAAACGAAGCAAAGAAUGAGCGGAAGCGCAUGGACGACUUGAUCAAGAAAGAAACGCAGAAGGAGCUUGAAAAGGCGAAAGCCAAGGCUCAAAAGUUGCUUGAGGCGAAACCAGGAACGCCAUAG